AUGAUGGACGAAAUUCAAACGUGGUGGGAGAUACCGAGCAUUGCACAUUUUUGUAAUGUUUUCACCCUUAUCAUUAAAGAUAUCAGUCGAAUAGACAUAAAUGAACUUGAAAAUGCAAUUGAGGAAAAUUCAAAUUUGUUGACUGAUAUGGCUAUUCGAUUUACCAAAAUUUGUGGUUUUUAUGAUCCAAACACAAAUGAAUGGUGGAAUUUUAUGAAAAGAAAAUUUCAGUGUAAAUGCAGUAUUUACAACUUAAAAUAUUCACUAGAUGAAGCAACAUAUUUCGAUGAUUUAACACGUAAACAAAAAGUUGAAGCUCUUUACAUCUUUUGUAAUAUUAUUCUUGAUGUUAAGCAUAUUCAAAAUAAAAUCUCCAGUAAUCCUAAAAUAUGGCACAUGUUAAACGUGAAACCAUUAGGUUCUGACGAAAAUAAAUCAGUGUAUUGGUAUUUUGGUAGCAGUAAAUUAUAUAGAGAAGACUUUGAGAACUCAUUUGAUAUAUCUACCAACUUACCAGUAAAUCAUAAUUUCCACGGAAAAAUUCCUUGUGAACCUUAUCCGUCAGCAGUUUUUGGCUCAGGAAAAUGGAAUACAAUAUGUAAUAAUAUUGACAACUGGAAUUCAUUAGCUGAUACUACUGAAUACAGUAAAAAUGUAAAUGUUAGAUAUUUACAUAAAGAAAUAUCUAAUAUUAUAAUAAAUCUUCCUAAAGUAAAGAAAAAGAAAUCCCUUUAUGUAUACAUAAAGCCUAAUAGGCCUUUAAGGAGUAUUUGUUCAAGAACUCUCCGUUCUAUGGGUGUAAUGGAUGCUGAAAAAAAAUUGAUUCCCAAUUCUAGUGUUAUUCAGUACAAACAAUACCCACAAAAUGUUAUAGAAAACCAAACCAAACACAGAUAUGAUUCAACAGUUUCUCAAAGAAAUAAAAUGUCUAAUCUAGAUAUACAUGACCAAAACCAAAAUAUUUCAUACUCUAAAAAUACGUUUAACAAUGAUAUUAUUCAAGUAGGAAAAUUAAACAAUGAAACAACAUUAAAAUUGAGGUUAAGAAGUAGUAAUGAAAAAGUGCUAGGUAAAUGUAUAAAAAAAAAUACAGUGUAUGAGGAUGUAUUUCGUGUAAACACUGAACUCUAUGAUCAAGAAAAUAAUCAUUAUUUAAAUAAUUUUAAACAUAAAUUACGAUCCUCAACAAAUGGAACUGAAACACCACCAUUCAAAGAUUUAAACUAUUCCUCCCUUUAA
Messenger RNA from Macrosiphum euphorbiae (potato aphid), 1239 nucleotides. The record is from the annotation of a GenBank genome assembly. NCBI's taxonomy places the organism in Eukaryota, Metazoa, Arthropoda, Insecta, Hemiptera, Aphididae.